AUGCAAGUGACAGCGCUACGCUAUAGUGAGAAAGAUUUUGAAAAGGCUCAAGAACAACUGAAGCUUUUGAGAAAGGAUCCUGGGAAUGAAACAAAGUUGAAGCUCUACGCUCUGUUUAAACAGGCUACCGAAGGUCCCUGCAAUUCUCCGAAACCAAGUAUGCUGGACUUUGUCAAGAAAGCCAAGUGGGAUGCAUGGAAUUCUCUUGGCAAUUUGUCUCAGGAUAAUGCCAGACAGAAAUAUACUGAACUUGUCUCAAGUCUGGUCUCUGCAGAAUCUGCUGACCAGAAAAAAGAUGCUUCUGCAGAAGAGGGCAGACGUGACGGCUAUGAAACAAUACUAGUUACCACCAAAAACAACAUCACAAAGAUAAUGUUUAACCGACCUGAUAGGAAAAAUGCCAUCAACCAUAAGAUGUACAGAGAAAUUAUCAAAGCACUUGAAGAAGCUGGAAAAGAUGAUUCUACCAUAGCAGUUAUUACUGGAAGUGGAGACUACUACAGUAGUGGAAAUGAUCUGAAUAAUUUUACUAAUGUCCAAACCGGUGAAAUGAAGAAGAUGGCAAAAGAUGGAGCAGUAUUACUGAAAGAGUUCGUGGGUCAUUUUAUUGAUUUUCCUAAACCACUGAUAGCAGUGGUAAACGGCCCAGCUAUUGGAAUCUCUGUAACAGUCCUUGGAUUGUGUGACAUUGUCUACGCUUCUGACAGGGCUACGUUUCACAGCCCAUUUAGUCAACUUGGACAGAGCCCAGAAGGAUGUUCCUCUUACCUGUUUCCAAAAAUCAUGGGCUUAGCCAAGGCAAGUGAGGUUUUGCUUUUCAAUAAAAAGCUGACUGCAGCAGAAGCUUGUGCCCAGGGACUUGUGACUGAAGUCUUCCCCGACAGGACUUUUCAGAAGGAAGUUUGGGCAAGAUUGGAAGCUUAUGCAAGCCUCCCCAAAAAUUCCUUGGCAGCGUCAAAGCAACUGUUGCGAAGUAUGGAAAAGGAGAAGCUCCAUGCGGUCAACAGUAAAGAGUGUGAGGUCCUGCAGGAGAGGUGGUUGUCUGAUGAGUGUGUAAAUGCUAUUGUCAGCUUCUUUCAGAAGAAAUCAAAACUCUAA
Opisthocomus hoazin is the source of this 1098-nucleotide messenger RNA. NCBI's taxonomy places the organism in Eukaryota, Metazoa, Chordata, Aves, Opisthocomiformes, Opisthocomidae. The record is from RefSeq and is a predicted model, not a curated record.